This is a messenger RNA of Conger conger (European conger), 1332 nucleotides long. RefSeq names its product cytoskeleton-associated protein 4-like. Lineage: Eukaryota; Metazoa; Chordata; Actinopteri; Anguilliformes; Congridae. The transcript has 2 exons. The record is from RefSeq and is a predicted model, not a curated record. The coding region runs from base 1 to 1308 and encodes 435 amino acids.
AUGAUAUUAAUUGUGGACUCCUUGAAGGAAACGGUGGACGGGUUCGACUCGACCCUCAGCAGAAUGCGGACCGAGCUGGACAGCGCAGGCUGGGCGGUGAGGAAGGGCGAGGCAGAGACCCGGCGGGUGGAGGAGGCCCUGCAGAAGCUGCAGAACGAGCUCCUGCGUGACCUCUCGGACGGGAUCCGGGAGGUGAAGGAGGCCCGGGAGCGCGACUCGUCAUCGCUGGAGCGCACGGUGGAGGAGCGACUGACGGAGCUGACCCGCUCUAUCGGCGACAGCGUGGCGGAGUUCACCGAGGCGCAGAGCGAGACGCAGAGCCAGCUCAGAGACAUGAAGGCCAGGGUGAACGGCAUGGAGGACCCCGCCUCGUUGAAGCGGGAGCUCCUGGCCGUCACUGAGACCGUCGGAGAGCUCCAAGCUGCCGGUCUGGCAUCUGAGAAGACGGCCGAGUCACUCCGGAAGCAGAUAGGUGCUGUAGGGGUAGAGCUCCAGACCAGGAACGAGGAAGUGGCAUCCACAGCACUGGAGAUUGACUCUGUGAGGGAGCUGUUGCAGAGCACAGCCGGCGUGCUGAGGGGAUCUCUGUCUGCAGCCGAGGCCUCCGUCAAGGUCCUUAAAGACCAGGCCCAGAGCCUGCAGUCUGGGCUGGACAUGGCAGCGGGCAGCAUCCAGGGUCUGGAGGAGGGCCUACAGGGGGCGGUGGCGCAGGCCCAGAAGACUGGGGUGGAGGUGGAGGCCAGGCUCAGGGCUCUGGAGCAAAGAGCGGAUACAUUAGUGGCUUCUGCCGCAGGGAAGGCGGAGAGGGUGGAGUCCCUCCUCUCCAAAUACGACUCCCACGACAGUGCGCUUGCCACACUGGGCAGGGACGUCCAGAGCCUCCAAUCGGCCAGCAAGGUGGAGGCCGCACAGCUGCAGGCGCUGACGGACACGCGGCAGGACCUGGCAGGCCAGGUAGAGGAGCUGCAGGGAGACCUGGGGGAGCUCCAGAGUAAGGUGACCGCCCUGGGCAGCAGGCAGACAGAGUUGUCCUCACGGGGCUCCAACCUGGGCCAGCAGCUGGAAGAGCUGGGGAAGAGACUAAAAGCCCUGGAGGGGGAGUCGCCAAAGGCCCAGAGCCUGGACAGUUUGAAGGCCUCGGUCAGCCAGGCCCAGAAAGACGUGCAGCAGCUCAGAAACACAAUGGACAGCUUGACGGCCUAUUCUAAGAAGGUAGAGGGCCACGAAGCAGCCAUUACCUCGUUGAAGAGCUCACUGGAGGAGGCCAAGGCCACGCUCCCCAAAGAGAAAGCACCACGCAAGGUCUGAUGAGUGCUUCUAGGGGGGUCUACA